AUGCUCGUCUUCGCUCUCUUGACCCCGAACCAGGUCGCCGCGGUUCGAAUACAGCCCACAAACUGUCUCCCAGAGUCAUUCCAAGCCCAGAAACCGCCCUUUAUCCAAUGGGUCCCAAUAGCAGCCGACGCCAGAUUCGAUACCGCCAACGACAAGCACAACUUUCGAUUCAUUGUUUGGGGCAAUGUUACCGGCUCUCUCAACCAGCAGCCCCUUCCAGGCCCUGGGUCUCGUGACUGGACCAACCCCAACAAGACGGAUGGCAAGAUCAUCAACUCGGAAAACUCGGCCAAUGGCACAACGGUGAAAAGCUCAAUCGGUACGCUGACGUACGUGCCGUGGAGCCAUCGCAACUUCUUUUGUGGAGAGGCUCUGGUUAAUGGGACAUGUCCCUUGGCGCCCGUCUUCAAUACAACGGGCAACGUGUCCUUGUACAACCUGCCGUCUAUGAACAUCACCAACGACAUGCUAUCGUCCUACUCAUUCGCGUCGUUUGCAGCUACCAUGUUGAUUAUAUUUGGCAACUCGGCCGGUACCAACAUCGGCUGCAUCUCUGCCGUCAUCACGCCGGAUCUCGGAAAGCUGUCGUGGGUACUCAAGACUUUACCCUUGGUAGUGCUCCUGUUUUCCGGGUUUGCUGUCGUCUUUGCCAGCAUCUUUAGCCCUUGGGGUAGCAGCAACGUGUUCCACUGGACAUCCAACUAUGGACGGGACGCCGACUUGCUUCGACUCGUCACCCCUGGUUUCGGGGACUGCUUACAGUAUCUUCAGUUUGCUGUGCUAUCAGGGGCUCUCUCUCUCAGCUACCCGGGAUUUUAUCAGCCGGUGGUGAGCCAGGCCGGCUGGUCCGCUCUCAUGUUUAACGAGAGCUUUGUCACUCACUCUCCUGGCUGGCAAAGCGUCCGCGAUGGUAUUUACGUGACAGAUACCUCGGACGGCUAUGGGCUGCAUUCCCUCGGACAACUAGUUGGUAUGCGUCAAAGCGCCGACAUUUGGGCGGGAAUGAUGGUUUGGCUCUGCGUCAUCAUCCUCGCAGUGUUUGCCCUGACACAGGCCGGCUUUCUGGCCCAGUGGCUUUACCGGAAGAUACAGCGUAUCCCGGAAGAGGAUCUGCGCGCCAAAAACAUCCCUUUCAGCGUAGGCAACGUCAUUCGGAUCGUCUUCAACUUUCUUUUGAUCCCCGUCGUCGCGCUGUCGUGCUUCCAGCUCGUUGCCGCAGGCGAAUCUCCAGCUUUCACCAUCGCCCUCGCCGCCGCGACACUGGCCGUGCUGUUCGGCUUCGCGAGCUACGUCCUACUGCUCGUCAUCCGAACGCGACCCAAGUCGGUUUUGUUCGACGACCUCCCCACGGUGCUUCGGUACGGUCCUCUGUACAACACGUAUUGUGACGAGGCGGCCGCAUAUGCGCUCAUCCCCGUGCUCCUCAACAUCGUCCGGGGAGUAGCGAUUGGAGCCGUGCAGCCGAGCGGCAUAUCCCAGGUUGUUCUACUCGCAAUCUGCGAAGUCAUCCAAGUAUUCACCCUGCACGCGUUCAAGCCUUUCCCGUCACCGACCUCUAUGAAUGCCUACCACACCCUGUUUUCGGUCCUGCGCCUUGCCUGCGUCCUCUUGAUGGUUGCCUUUGUCCCUAGCCUCGGGGUUACCGAGGGCCCCAAAGGGUGGAUCGGAUACGCCAUCUUGCUGAUUCACGGCGGUGUCCUAGCCCUCGGUUUCUUCUUGGGGGCUCUGCAGACCGUUGUCGAAGUCGUGGCGCGAUUGCUCGGCGCGGGCGGAGAUGACGUCACGGGUCUCACCCGUGGAGGCUUGUCCAAGAUAUUUGGCAUGCGGCAGCUCUCUCGCCGCGAAACCCACCGCGACGCGGCUUCCAGAGCCAGCCAGCUCUCCUCCAUGGCAAUGCUGCAUGCCGAAGAAGGGUCAAAGACGGUCUAUUCCAUGUCGCCCGGAAGAGUUCGCAGCGCUUCGGGCGCCAGCUACGGCGCAAUCAUGGCUCACCACCGCCAUCGCAGCAGCUCGGUGCUCGACAGCGUCGACGUGUACUCUGCCGGCCACCGCCACGCGGACACCAACAGCUCGUACAUACCAGGCACGCCUGGCGAAGCCAGCACGUUUUCCUUUCUCGCUUCGCCAACAAUCGGCCGUCCGAUGAUGCCUGCUCGCAUGGAGCCUGCUGAUCCGUACUACCGACCUCCGCGCCGAUCGAACAACCCCAACCUGAGAGAAUCAAUGUAUUCCGACAGCCCGCAGAAUACUCUGGGCGUGGAAGCCAAGCCGGCCAACCCGAAUCCUGGCGCAGCUGCAGAGGCGGCGGAUGCCGCUGCUGACGAGAUCCCGCGCGGCAUGACACCAGCGCCUCCGGGCGGCGCCAUGAACUUGCCGGCCAACCAGCCGGACUACGCUACUCGGGAAGUGGACUUUUACUACGGCGUCCGCGGUCCUGCUCUGAACUCGGACAACCCUGGUCGGCGACUGGGAACAGGUCCCGCCGAUCCGACGGGUCCGGUGGCCACUGCCACUGGUUGGUUCAGGAACUGGUUUGGCGGCAAGAGCAAGGAAAAGGGCAAAGGAUUCGAGGUUGUCCGAAGCUCGAGGAUGCCGCCUCACAUGGUGCGAAACGGAGGGUUUGGGGACGAAACGCCGCCAGAAGGAAUACCUGUCGCCAUGGGCGUCUUGAGGAACGGUCCGAUCGACUCGGACGACGACUCAAACGACGACGGCCCCGAUGCGAAGCGCCAAGCAAAGGCCCCGGAGCGCAGGCCCGACGACCUCCUCACGGAUGAUGGCGACCCGCGAGAAUCCGAUGUUGACGAACCUGCCCGCCCCAUCAGCCCAGUCAUCAGCCCCAUCAGCCCAGGCAUCAGUCCGGUCAUCAGUCCGGUCAAGAGGGAGCGCUCAACCCAGUCCAGAGGACGGCGAAGCAGCUCGGGAAGUGGUGAACUUGUCGAUUUGGCCUUGCCCGACAUUCCACGCAAGAGUUCUAAGAGAAACUCUGGCUCAGUGGACCCCCGGCGCCUGUCUGCCCUCUCCAUGGGAAGCUCACGUCUCUCUGCUGCUGCUGACCAUGGUUCUCCCGCCCAAGCGACCACGGGGAGCCAUGGGCCAUAUCUCUCCAACACUCCAGCGCCUCCUUCCGAGCAAACAGAGGCAGCGCCCAGGCGAACUAGUUCGAAGUCAUCCAGGAAAUUCCCUGUGGAUUCGAGCCAAGAUAAAGACGCCUUGGAUCAAGGUCCAGGGAGUGAGCGACCCGCGAGCUCGGGCACAGUUGCUCAGAUCAAUCGUGCCAACCCCCCUCAGCUACCGCCCCUCAACGUCUUUGGCGACUCUGCCGAUCUGUUGGACGACUUUUCCGACCUCAAGCAUGUUUGA
Messenger RNA from Ustilaginoidea virens, 3363 nucleotides. RefSeq lists its product as uncharacterized. The transcript is spliced from 2 exons. The coding region runs from base 1 to 3363 and encodes 1120 amino acids. The record is from RefSeq and is a predicted model, not a curated record. Lineage: Eukaryota; Fungi; Ascomycota; Sordariomycetes; Hypocreales; Clavicipitaceae. Gene Ontology annotation, biological process: transmembrane transport.